Messenger RNA from Wyeomyia smithii (pitcher-plant mosquito), 1953 nucleotides. RefSeq lists its product as uncharacterized. The record is from RefSeq and is a predicted model, not a curated record. Gene Ontology annotation, molecular function: DNA binding. Bases 208 to 1953 code for a protein of 581 amino acids. Gene Ontology annotation, cellular component: nucleus. Lineage: Eukaryota; Metazoa; Arthropoda; Insecta; Diptera; Culicidae. The transcript has 3 exons.
GUGCGCAUUGGACCUCAGCUCACCAGUGUGUCCAUUCGCGCCUCGCCGUGUGUGCGAUUGUCGCAUCUUUUGCUUGCUUCGUCCUCCGCUUUGUGCCGUGUUACACUCCGAACGCAAAACGAUCAGCGACGAUCCUAUUGGCCGUUUUUUUAGAGAUACCACUCGCUUACCCGCCUCUACGCGUUGACGAAGGCGUCCACAUAUAGAAUGGAUUCUGCAGCGAAAAAAACACAUAAACACGAUGAAGGAGCUAUCACCCGCUGCAUGGAGUUGGUCCUCUCUAAGAAAAAGUCACUGUACGCAGCAUGCAAAGCUUUUGGCAUCCCUCAGUCUACCGUUCGUUACCGACUUAGUGGCAAGUGGACCAGAAAAGCCCGGAAAGGGCCACCUACUGUUCUAACAGGAGACGAAGAACAGAAACUCGUGCAAUAUUUGAAAACGAUGGAGAAGAAAGGAUUUCCGGUAGUUAAGGAAUUACUUCUGCAUAAAGUGAAGACAUUCUUCGGAACGAAUUCCCGACCCAAUCCGUUCACGAACAAUAUACCAGGUCGAAAAUGGCUGGAAGGAUUCCUUCGCCGGCAUCGUGAAAUCACUUUCCGCACGCCAGAAACUGUGUCUUCCGCAAGUUCUAAAGUAAAAGAGGCAGACAUUCGCGGAUGGUUCACGAACGUAACAUCAUAUCUCGAGGAAAACAACCUUAUGUCAGCCGCAUCGGAUGCAACCCGCAUAUACAACGGCGAUGAAACGUCAUUCUACCUACACCCACAAACGAAGGCCGUGCUAGCUAGCCGUGGCAAUAAGAAUGUGUAUGAAUGCGAGCAUGCAGACGGGCACAAAAACAUAACAGUAAUGUUUACCUUCGGAGCAGACGGAUCAGUUGUACCUCCAGGAGUUGUUCUUCCUAUGCAGCGCUUAUCUGUGGAAGUAUUGCAGAAGUUCCCCGGAGAGUGGGGUAUUGGCAAAAGUGCAAAGGGGUGGAUGGAUACCGCCAACUUUAUGCUAUACAUCAGGAACGUUUUGUACCCUCAUCUUCAAAGGAAAAAAGUGCAGUUCCCAGUGCUGUAUUUCGUGGAUGGUCACUCUUCACACACGACUGCGGAGGUGGCCGAUCUGUGCUUGGAUUUGGGUAUUGUGCUGAUUGCUUUAUAUCCAAACACUACGAGAAUAACUCAGCCAGCAGACGUCGCCAUUUUUAAACCAUUGAAAAGUGCCUGGAAGACUGCCGUAUCGGAGUGGCGGCUGGAAAAUGGAGGUGAAAAUCUAUUGCUGAAACACUUUCCUGACGUACUGCAAAAGGCUAUGAACAAAGGAAUCAAAACGGCCAGUGUUAAGAACGGGUUCAGAGUUUGCGGAUUAUUCCCUUUUGGUCCUGAAAAUGUGGAUUACGACAAAUGUAUUGCCAAGUCAACUAGCGAAAACCCUAAUAAACCAGUAGCUCAAGAAACAGACAAGGAACUUUCCACCUUCAAUUCAGUAGAGGUCAAUCCUGAAUUGAAUGAGGAAAAAGAAGGACAAGAUGUAAUUAUUGAAGAUUCGGUUAUCAUUCCAACUUCAAUAAUCAAAGCUGCUAUAGAUUGCAUUGGUAGGGAGCGCAUUAACAGCUUUAGUAGCGGUUCUGUCUUAUCUGCAGAAGGAGAAAUCAUCCGGCAGCUAUAUGAGAUGUUGUUGAUGCCUUUUGAUUCGCAGUUAUUGAGCAGUACGACUGCAGAGAUGACUGUGUCAAGUGACUACAUAUCUGAGGAUAAUCCAACAUUUAUUGAGGAGGUAGGUGACGAUAGUUUCAUAUCAGAUGACAGUAUUCCACUUAGUGUCAUGAAAGAGAAGACUGGACACAACAUUCCGAGCCGUAAAAUAAGCAUAACCGAAUUGCUUCAAACUCCGCCAACUCCUCGUCGGAGCAACAUUCACAGGAAUUAUAAAAGAAAAUUCCACCCGGUACUGACGGCCUCAUAG